Molecule: messenger RNA, 798 nt
Organism: Patiria miniata (bat star)
Lineage: Eukaryota; Metazoa; Echinodermata; Asteroidea; Valvatida; Asterinidae
Exons: 5
Coding region: 1-798 (265 amino acids)
Source: RefSeq, a predicted model, not a curated record
AUGGGCGGAUUUGUCCAAUUGAACAUUGGUGGAACCGUGUUCUUGGAACGAGGACAACGAGGGAUCGUGCCCUGUCCUCUCAUCAAAUCUCGCCAAAUCUCGCCAGGAAACGUCGACGCCAUGUACUGGUUCUUUGGCUCAGCAAGCGACGCAUCCAUCCUCAUCUAUUACUUCUUUGGAAAAGUGGCUCCCCAAAACGGGAUCCCAGAGGGCGUCUAUGAUAUCGACAGUGAGUUCAGUCUCAUCAUUGAGAGCGUCACCGCCUCCAAUGAGGGAACCUACUACUUUCAGGUCAAACCGCAUUUGAAAAUGAUAGAAGAGGGACAGGUUGAAGUUAGUGAUAAAGUUUCCCCAAGUCGUCCAUAUCCUACCGUCAUCGGCUGCAAUCAACAAUACGAUGCAGACACGUGCGAGGCGAGAGUACGACACGACAGCACAGUACAUAACCUGACCUGCGUCAUGGAGCAGGUCAAACCUGCCGUGCAAUUGAGGUGGUUUUGGGGCGGGUUAACGGAACUUAAGGCAACAGUAACAGUCAGGCCUGUAGUUCUACCAGCCUACAUGGGUUCGUCUUUGAGGAACCACACCUAUUCAACUUCAGCAUCAGUCCAAGUGGCAGCAUUUGACGAUGAGGAAGUCUACGUGUGUGAGGCAAUGGGUGUUGCUGUAGGCAAUUUAGGAGCACGUAUGAUAGUACGCCUUACCAAAGCUCAUCACACUACAGUGGCUUAUGGUGGGGUUCAGUCCGACAACCCAGUGGAGAAAGCCGCAGCAAAUGAUGGAGAUAUCGUCCUAUGA